This is a messenger RNA of Pomacea canaliculata, 2815 nucleotides long. Its product is annotated as myogenesis-regulating glycosidase-like. The transcript has 7 exons. The coding region runs from base 747 to 2468 and encodes 573 amino acids. The record is from RefSeq and is a predicted model, not a curated record. Gene Ontology annotation, biological process: carbohydrate metabolic process. Gene Ontology annotation, molecular function: hydrolase activity, hydrolyzing O-glycosyl compounds. NCBI's taxonomy places the organism in Eukaryota, Metazoa, Mollusca, Gastropoda, Architaenioglossa, Ampullariidae.
UUUCCAGCUCACUGAACUGCAACAGCAUUACCUUCAGGAUAUAAAUAGAUCACACAGCCCGCCGAUCGACACACCUGCCCUGCGACGCCAGACAGUAUACACAGACCGACAUGCCGCUGACAUUUUCAACUGACAUCAGCCGAGAACCCAAAGAGUAUACAAAGAGUAUACAAAGAAGUUGGACAAUCCAAGAAGGUGGGAGAUGUGAGGAAAAGACAACACACGAAAACUAAGAACUCCUGGAAGCAGCUAAAGAACGAUAGUGAAGAUGAAGAGAUAAAGACAGACAAAAAGAAAGCAAAUAAAGUUAAAAACUCGUAGAAACAUCAAAGGAAACGGAGGCAGCGAAACUUUCAAGAAAAGAACGCAGACAGUGGAGGUCGUAUGAAGACAGGACCAGGUGUGGAGGGUGGUAUUCCCAAUUACCAAGAUGCCGCAGGUGAGAGUGAAUUAUCGUCGACUCAUCGCUUCCAUCAUCGUCUUGGUCAUCGUUUACUGUGGUGAAAAGGCUGUCUUACCUGGACCCCUUCUCCGAGUUGGACAUACCGUCUCUGUUUGUCCUGUCGAGGUCGUGGAAUGUGGGUCAGCACGUGACUGUCACCAUCAAGCGGACGAGCAACUCGCCGGAAGUAACAGUUACGAACGAUAAAGGAAAGAUCACGAACAUUGGUAGCCUGGGUGUGGACAUCCAUCCUGCCAGCAAAGUGCAUGAAUCUCAAAGCCUUACAGACAACAGUCUGCACUACAUGUGGAACUCCUCGCUAGAGCUCAGGGUCACGGCGAUGCCUGCUGAAUCCUGGGAAGCUGCUGAUGGUCGGGCGGCAACCGGAAGUGACGUAGCCUGCUACGAUGUCUUGUGGACGACGAACUCCUGUCAAACGCCACUCCGCGACUGUUACAGCUUGCGCCAUGGACACUGGUAUGGGGGGUUCGAGUACGAUCAGCAGUCCUGGCCCAUGAACGACAUCCAGCAGCCCUUGCAGCCAUACGUCACUUCCUAUUUCUCCUCCGGUGUCGUCAAUGGCUACGGCUCUGUCAUCGAGCGGCUGUUCGUGUCCUCCAACGGUUUUGGCCUUUUUGUGUAUCCUGAGGUGCCGCUCUUUUUAAGUUUCAAUGAAAAAGGAAGUCAAACGAUGUGCUUCGUUGCCAAGUGCCACGACUUUCCCUACUCCAGGAACCCGGAUAAUCCGCCAUUUCUGCGGUACGAGAUUUGUCAAGGGCCCGACAUCAAACUCACUCACCAGCACCUGGCAAGCAAGCAUCUGGCGAAACCAAGUGACAUUCCCAAUUUGCAGCUUUUUCGAGCACCGAUCUGGUCCACGUGGGCGAUGUUUAAGAAAAAUGUGGAUCAGACGAAGGUUCUGGACUAUGCGAGAGCGAUCCGGCAGAACGGAUUCCCGUAUUCCCAGCUGGAGAUCGACGAUAACUGGACCCCACGGUACGGAGACCUGGACUUCAACCGAACUCGGUUUCCAGACCCAAAGGGCAUGAUAACCCAGUUGUCGGACCUGGGGAUGAAGGUCACGGUGUGGGUUCACCCCUUCUUUGAUCUCGAUUCAAAAGCCGCAGCGGAAGGACACAGGAAGGGAUAUCUUGUUAAAGGUAAGAGCGGGGAUGCUCCAGCCGUGAGUCACUGGCGCCACCCCUGGGAGAGCGCGUAUCUGCUGGACGUCACCAACCCGGACGCCGUGACCUGGUACCUGGAGGCCACCCGCUUCCUCCAACAGGCCUACAAUGUGACUUCCUUCAAGUUUGACUACGGGGAGGCCACGUGGCUCACAGAGCAACACAGAACCAAGAAUCUUCUGGACUACCCUGAUCAGUACGCCAGGUACUAUGUGGACAUGGCACUCAGGGCCGAUCCCGUGCUGCGCGCGCAGGAGGUGCGGGUCGGCUUCCGGACCCAAGAUCUUCCGGUCAUGACGCGCAUGCUCGAUCGCCGUAGCAGCUGGGGCAGGAAGCUGGGUCUGCGGACACUCAUUCCAACGGCUCUGACAUUCGGGGUUAUCGGCUACCCGUUUGUCCAGGCGGACAUGAUAGGUGGCAACGACAAAUCCUUAAAGGACAACCCGGAACUUUUUAUUCGCUGGCUGCAGGCCAACACCUUUCUGCCAUUCCUGCAAUUCUCAACGGGUCCCUGGAUAUACGACCCUCAUGUCCUCCGGAUAUGUCGAAAGUUCGUUUAUCUUCACAUGAACUAUUCUGACGUCAUCAUUUCGCUGGCGCGAGAAUCCACGAGAACUGGAGCUCCUAUCGUCAGACCCUUGUGGUGGAUCGCGCCUACAGAUCACGUGACCUGGACAAUAGAUACGCAGUUUCUCUUGGGGGACAACCUUCUGGUGGCACCGGUCUUGGAAGAGGGAGCCCGCUCGCGCGACAUCUACCUUCCCACAGGAAGCUGGGCGGACAGGAUGCGCGGGGUCACUACAGGGGACCGCGAUGGCUCAGGGACACCCAGCUGCUCUUGAUGAACUGCCUUUCUUUGAGCGUCAGUGAGAGAUGUGGACUUGAUACACCCCUCAGAGCAUAAUAAGAUCACAUGAUUCACACAUUAAUUGUGGUUUCCGGUGAGAUUUUUUUGUAAUAAUGACAUAGAAAGAUUGUACGCCCGUAUCUUUCUGUCCACACAAAGCCUUCUGUCCGCCAGUCACGCUGUCUUAUUUUUAAAUCCAUGCGACUGAUUCGCUCAAUCAGUGAACUCAAUCCACAGCGAUUCAGUUUUCAUUUAAUUGCAGCUUAAUUAUCAUAUCAACUAACAUAAUGUCACGAGGUCAUAUUCACAACUGAACUAUAGUAAAAAAUAUUGUGUAAGGAA